UGACGAAUGUUAUUUUCGAGUUGCAGUUUUCGGUUACGUGGCUAAAUUUCUCGUUUUUGUGAAAAAUGGGUAGUUUUGGGCCAAUUUUCGCCGUAUUUUUGAUAUUUUUGGGGUUGUGUUUUGCUCAGGAAAGGGUUGAUCAACGAGGAGCAGGCCGAUUGAACGAUCCAAAUGCAGUUUUGGGAGAUACGGGACAGCGUGGCAGCCUAAAAGGAGCUCCACAGCAGCACUUCAGGCAAGGUGAUCAAGUCGCACGACUAGACCAAGGGGUACCGGUCAGGCAUAUAGAUGAUUCUAACCUCGUUAAUAUGCCGCAGGCUGGUAUCCCACGCCAGCCUGUUGUUGGGGAGGAAAAAUUGAGGCACAGACAAAGAGCUAAACCACUUAUCGCUGGUUUGAGCACCAGUCAAGAAUGCGGAGAAGAUGUCCAAAGAAUCUGUGGUCACAGGAAUUUACAAAGUAAUUUGGAAGUUCUGGCCUGCGUUACAAAUUCAGAUCUUGACGAAACUGAUUUAAGUGAAGAAUGCCACGAACAUAUUUGGCAUUACAAACUUAACAUCACAAAAGAUCAAAAAUUUUCAAGCGUUGCUCGUGAAAUUUGUAAACCGGCUUUAGAAAAGUUUCCGCAAUGUGCGAAGUUUGAUGACGCGAGUGGGAAAUUGAUUCCUUGCCUUCUUGACGAAAAGGAUAAAAUCCAGUUAAGGCCGUGUUAUCAUUUUUUGGUAAAAAUGGGGACAAUUAUUUAUAGCGAUUAUCGGUUAGUUUGUAAUUUCAUCGAAGACUGUAAAGAGGAUAUUCAGAAACAUCAUUGCGCAUUUUUGACUCAAGCGAAUAAAGAUGGUGACACUGCCGCGCAUUCGCAAGGUGCCGUGAUAAAUUGUCUCGAGGAAAAAAUUGUUGACGGUGAAACAGUAAAUGAAGAUUGUGCGAAACAAAUUGUACGACUUUCAGAAUUAACGUCUGAUGAUUAUCACCUUGACAGGAAUCUUUAUUUCGCUUGCAAGGACGUGCGUGAGCGAUUAUGCGAAGAGGUCCAAUCAGGUGAAGGAAAAGUUUAUAAAUGUCUUUUUCGACACAAGUUUGACCACGAGAUGACGCCAGAGUGCCGUGAGGCUUUAACUUUGCGUCAAAAGCUUCUUGCGCGAGACUAUAAAGCAAGUUACGAGCUUAUGAACUAUUGUCAAAAAGAUAUUGACACGCUUGGAUGCAUUCAUCACCCAGAGUAUAGGGUACAAGACGCCAAUGAUCACGGCGAUAUUAUCGGCCUUUCUGGAAUGCUUCUGUGUCUAGAAGAAAUCGCUCAUCAUCAAGAUACACAGUCUCACGUUAGCCAGCAGUGUGAAAACCAACUCGCCGAUUUCCGACAAAUGUUAAGCGAGGAUUACCAAAUGAGUCCUGAGAUAGUACGUGGUUGUUCCACUGAGAUAAAUAUUUGCGCUGAAAAAGAAGAAGUUUUAAAGAACGGGCAAACAAUACACUGCCUUAUGAAUCUGGCUCGAAAUAAAGACGGCAUUGGUGAGAGCUGUGAAGCCGCGAUAAUGCAUUUAUUGAAAGAAGAGGAGGUUUUGUCAGACUAUCGCAUGGAUUACGCGCUUGCUCAAGCUUGUACUCCGGUCGUUCAAACGGCAUGUUCUCAUCUUAAAGAUGGAGAUCCAAUGAUUCUAUCCUGCCUUAUGGAUCAUUUACAUUCAGAUACGAUGGUGGAGGAUUGCCGCAAUCGUUUGCUUGAGUUACAAUAUUUCAUCAGUCGAGAUUUUACCCUGGAUCCAAUUUUCAUGAAAAAAUGUAAAAACGAUGCGAAAAAUCUCUGUGGUAUAGAGAAAUUUGGAAACACUGAAAAUGAUGUUGAAAUGCCGUACUCUCUUGUAGUAUCAUGUCUUUAUCGACACAUUCCCGGGGCCGUUCAACCUCGAGGCGGCCCAGUUAAUAAAAAAAAGCAAACCUCACGUGGAUGUGCAGAAGAAGUUCGAAAAAUCAUGAAAACGAGAGCGUUAGAUUUUCAAUUAAAUCCAGAUUUGGAGAAAGCUUGCCGAAUUUCCCUCGGACAAUAUUGUUCUGAUAACGUAGUAGAAAAGGGAAUGGAGCUUGUCUGCUUACAAGAUGCGUUUGAGAAUAUAACACUCGAUGCUGAUAAAGGGCAAGGAGACGCAGAAAAAUGCAUUGAUAAACUCGAAGAGAUUACUGAACUGGAAGAGGGGGAGGCAGGGAAUUUGGAUAAUAUUUUACUCAGAGCUUGUGAGCCUGAUAUUGAUCGUUUAUGCUCAGACAAACAGGAUGAUGAUGAAAAUGAAGGCGAGGUAAUGCAGUGUUUGAUUGAUAAUAAAUUCGACCUCACAGAUGAUUGUAAAGCCGGCGUGUUACAUUUCCAACUCAUUGAAUUGAAAGAUAUAAAUUUUAGUUAUAACUUCAUGAAAGCUUGUAAAAGUGACGUCGAAAAAAAUUGUUUGACCGAAGGGAAUAAACGGAAAACUAAAAAUGAGGUUGUUGAAUGUCUCAGUGAGAUACAUUUACGAGAUAUUGUUGAAAAACGUGACGACACGAUCUCCGAAGAGUGCAUCGCUGAACUUUCGGUUGAAAAUUUACAACGCCACGAAGAUAUGAAACUUAAUCCUUCAUUGAAAAAUGCUUGCCAAGCUGAUUAUAAAAAAUUUUGCAAAAAAGGUAAAGUGAAGGGCAUUGAAUGCUUGCGAAUGCACCAUCAUAAAAUCAGUAAUCAUUGUCGAAAACAACUUUUUAAAUUCGAAAAAGAAGAAGCGAUUGAACCAGACCUUGAUUUCAUUCUAAGAAGGACAUGCAAAUCAGCAAUUAUGCAGUUUUGCCAUAAAGAAGGCGAGUCACAAUCAAUUUUAGACUGUUUGAUUCGAAAUAAAGAAAAUUUAGAGGACGCCUGCCACGAUAUUGUCCAUGAAAGAGAAAGGGAGCAAUACUCAGACAUAAACCUCAAUCCGGAGUUAAAAGAUGCUUGCGAAAACGAUAUUGACACUCACUGUAAAGAGAUUUUGGAUGAUUUGAAAAAAGGCGAAUCGAAAGGGGAUGACAUGACCGGCCAAGUUACCGAGUGUCUCAAGGAAGUUGAACUAGAUCAGGGUCGUGAACUCACACGAUCCUGCUCAAGGCACAUUCGAUUCGUUAUAAAACAGGAAGAGAAUGAUUAUAGUUUAGAUCCAAUGUUGACCUUAAAUUGCUUAAAAUCGAUUCAAGAAAUUUGCAAACCAAAUAAAGUUCCAAACGUAAUUGAAUGCUUGAAACAUGCUUACUUCAACGGCGGUUUACAGAAAGAUACGAUGUGCAUGGUGGAAGUGGCGCGUUUACUCAAAGAAGGACGCAUGGACAUCUUAGCGGAUCCUGUUCUACACAACCUCUGUCAGAUGGAUAUACGGCGCCAUUGCAGUGACGUCGCGGAGGGCAAAGGUCGCAUUAUGGGUUGUUUAUUAUAUACAAUAGAACAGGGACAGAAAGAAGUCUUGCGUGAUUGUGCGGAUGCUCUAAUACAGCGGAAAGAAAUGUGGGACUAUGCAGUUGAGCACGGUGCAAAGGGCUUCCCGGGUCUCAUGAAGCAAGUAAUGACUUCCCCAGACUCUAGUUACUUACUAACUGGUAUAACUGCUUUUCUAAUUUGCAUCCUUAUUUUGGGGAUGGUCUGCGGAAGAGUAACAAAGCGUGUAUCUCGGCAGAGAAAAAUGCUUUGAAAACACAUUUUUGACGAUUUUAUCGAUGUUUAACAUAAAAAGUGCGCUUUCCAACAUUUGGUAAAGUUGUGUGUUAUUAGGCUAUAGCCACCCCCUACUUCCCCUGUUGUCACAGUUUUUGUUAUGAUGUCAUAUUUAUUGUUUAUGAUGACUUGUCUUUCUAUAAUGUCAUAAUAAUAGCGCUAAUAUCUGUUUUUCCUGAUAUCUGAUAAGGCAGGCUGUAUUCAGAAUUCGAAAGAAACCAGAUCUCCCUAGCUUGCAUGGAGCAUUGUUCAGAGCACAAUUUUUUUCUUUUGGUCAAGGAUAAGGGAUUAUUAAGCUUCAAAUAAUAGAAGGACACAUUUUUUUCAACUUUUUUUUUUGGGGGGGGGGGGGGGCACUACCUUUUAGGCAACCAAACUAAACUUGAUGUAUGGUAAUCGUAGGUGAAAAAAAGCAUUUUUGAAACUUUGAAAAAUACAGUUUGCUUAACAGUGGUAUUUGUUAUUACCAUUGUUUCAUCUCCCGGGAUAAAUAUGGAAGUCAGGCCCUAAUUAUUCAUGAUUUCAAAAAAAAAAGGAAACCUUAAAAAUAUUUUAAACUGGGUCAUGAUCAACAAAAACACAUAGAAGUCAAUGUACAUCUAAUAAGAGUUGAAUUCGGAAAUGCAAGAAAGUUGAGAUUUGAUUUAUUUAUUUAAGUUCUUAGAAAUCAAAGAAAGGCCUUUUUGGUCAUUCUGCUAGAGUUGAUUUAUUUAUUGAAUAUGGAAAUGCAGUACAUUUAUUAAAAUAAGCAUGUGAGAUUUGGUAUAAUCUGUUAACUAUCGUAGUUAGUAUAUAGGGUGUCUAUAAAGUCCCCAACAUUUUUUGAAAUUGCAAAGGGAAUUUAUCGAUACCAUAUAUUGUUUUAGCCCUCGCUGAUGUAUUGAAUGAAGUAAAAAUACUUGUAUAAUUACUUAUUAAAGAACAAACAAACCUGGUCAAGAUAUAUAUUGAGAACUGACUUCAUAACAAAAUUGAAAUUGUAAAGAGACUUUAUGCACACUAUAUUGAAGUUGACUUUGAAAAUGCAGUACCGUUAAGAUAAGCCAUAUUUGUGAGAUUUUUUAGAUAUCAUUUUGUAGAUCUUGCAACUAGGUAUUAUAUAUACAGGGUGUUCAUGAAGUCCUUUUACAUGUUCAAUUUUGUUCCGAAGUCAGUUCUCAAUAUAUCUUAAUCAGGCUUGUCUUUUUAAUCUGUGUUUAUUCCAACUUGGGAACAACAGACUAUAAAAUGUGGUAUCGUCAAUGUUAAUGAAAUUAAAUUUGCAUUCCAAAACGUCACAAUUUUUUUUGUCUUACAAAAUAUAAAUGCAGACAAACUAUAAAUGAUUUCGAUGAAUUCCUCUCGCAAUUAAGAAAGUUUAAUGAGAUCUUAAGAACACCGUGUAUUAUUUUGAAUAUUUGAGAAUUCCUAGGCAAGAGGGCGCAUGUAAAAAUUACGAUAAAAUUUAGAUUGAAAAGGGUUUUUUAAACUGUUUUUGUAACCAAAUUUUGAAGCCAUAUUCACCAAAAUACUUUAAUUUAAAAUUGAGAAGAGUUUAAAAACAAAAUAUAGCUUUUCUCUAUUUUUUUUAGUUUCGUAUUUUUAGGUUAAAGCCCUUGUAUUUUAUUUACCUUGUCAAAAAUUUUAAAUGUAUUUGAAAAUUCGAUUCAUUUUUUAAAGUUUAGUUAUUAGUGAUUUAACUUGACAUUAUGGUAAUCACAAAUUAGAAUACCAUACAUCCGGAUAUGCACGCGUAAGCAACCAGGAAACUGUUAUUCAUUGUCUGCUAGCUUAACUAUGCAUUGUAACCUGAUGUUCCAGUCAGUUGAUGGAUACUUAUCUAAUUCUAUGAAGCUGAUGUUUGAAAAUUUUCAAACUUACGGCAUAUUUAUACCCUACUGCAUGGGUACUUAACUAUUUUUAGCGAAGAUCCGCAUACAAAACUUCAAAAUUAUUUGCGUCCGGUGUUUCCAGAAAUUAUAUUUUGGCCUCCUUAAUUGCGCACUUCCUCGACCGGCUAAUGAUUAUUAAUUUAUUA
Molecule: messenger RNA, 5729 nt
Organism: Styela clava
Lineage: Eukaryota; Metazoa; Chordata; Ascidiacea; Stolidobranchia; Styelidae
Source: RefSeq, a predicted model, not a curated record